AGCGACGCUCCUAGUGUCGCCAUGGUGACGGGGUUGUGCUCGGGGAGGCUGUGAUGGGUUGACAGGUGCGUGACAAUCGGAGCUCUCUGCAAGCAUGUACGCCAAAGGCAAGAGUAACAACGUACCGUCCGACAGCCAAGCCAGGGAAAAGUUAGCGCUCUACGUGUACGAAUACCUGCUGCAUGUAGGAGCUCAGAAGUCUGCACAGACCUUCCUGUCGGAGAUCCGAUGGGAGAAGAACAUCACAUUAGGAGAACCUCCAGGGUUCCUGCAUUCGUGGUGGUGUGUAUUCUGGGACCUGUACUGUGCAGCACCCGAGAGGAGAGAGACAUGUGAGCACUCCAGCGAAGCCAAGGCCUUCCACGACUACAGCGCGGCGGCGGCUCCCAGCCCGGUCCUCGGGAACAUCCCUCCAGGAGACGGGAUGCCAGUGGGGCCCGUCCCCCCGGGAUUCUUCCAGCCUUUCAUGUCUCCUCGUUACCCUGGCGGCCCCAGACCUCCCCUCAGAAUACCCAAUCAGGCGCUUGGGGGAGUCCCAGGAAACCAGCCGUUACUGCCCAGUGGAAUGGACCCCACAAGACAGCAAGGCCAUCCAGGCAUGGGCGGGGCUAUGCAACGGAUGACCCCCCCAAGGGGGAUGGUCCCACUUGGGCCACAGGGAUACGGAGGGGGAAUGAGGCCCCCCAUCAAUGCGCUAGGUGGCCCAGGAAUGCCCGGAAUGAACAUGGGCCCCGGAGGUCGACCCUGGCCAAACCCUCCGAACGCCAACUCGAUCCCAUACUCUUCAGCGUCUCCGGGCAGCUAUGUGGGUCCACCUGGAGGAGGGGGUCCCCCAGGAACUCCCAUAAUGCCCAGCCCAGCAGAUUCCACAAACUCCGGGGAGAACAUGUACACUAUGAUCAAUGCAGUGCCUCCGGGAGCUAACCGAUCAAACUUCCCCAUGGGCCCAGGAGCGGACGCCCCCAUGGGGGGUAUGCCUGGAAUGGAGCCGCACCACAUGAACGGGUCACUAGGAUCUGGUGACAUGGACAGUCUGCCCAAGAACUCUCCCGGCAACAUGAGCAUGAGCAACCAGCCCGGAACCCCCCGAGAUGAUGGAGAGAUGGGCGGGAACUUCCUCAACCCCUUUCAGAAUGAAAGCUACUCUCCAAACAUGACCAUGAGCGUGUGACGCCUUGUGGGGACGUCCAGUGGAGUGUACAGUACAGUUGAAACAUGGAACUCGCUACAUCCUGCUGUGUCUAGCCUUCAUCAGCUCUCUGAAGCCUUUCUGCACUCCCUUUGGUUUCAUCUUAUCCUCAUUUUACAUACAGCCCUUAAAGACUGAGAGACUGACCCUGAUUUUAACGAUCACCCAGAGGAAAAAUCAAAACAAAAAAAAAAGACUUAAAAAAGGCCACAGUUUAUCUAUAUAUUUAUAUAUUUGUGUAUAUAUGUGGGUGUGCAAUCAGAUACAUGUGCAUGUAUAUACAAAUAGAGAUGUAUUCCUUGAUCCUGCUUUGGACCGAGAAAAAAAAAAAAAAAACUCAAAAGAAAACAAAUAUGAGGAUGGAUUAUUUUAUGUUUCUGCGUUUUGUUUUCCAUUGUUAAAAAACUUUGUUUUCUACGUUUUAAAUUUAUUUUUCUGAUUUGCUUUUACUGGUAAGAAAUUAUUCUUUUUUUCUUGUUUCUCUUUUGUUUUCUUUUUUUGUUUUUUCUUGCUGCAAGUAGAGGAAGUAGACCUAGAUACGAUAGUGUCCCUCACUGACCGACCUGCCCAUUGACUGACUGACCAUGCUGUUCACUGACUGGCUGACUGACCUACUCACUGACAAACUGACUCGCUCUCUCACUGACUGAUCUACUCACUCCCUGAGCAGCUGCUGCAGUAGCAGUGCAUUUCAGCUAGAGGUCAGCAAAGUCAUCACAGCCAUUUGGACCUGUUCAGUCCCUGCUUAGGAAGAGGAGCUUCUCGUGUGUGCGAGAUGCAGGCGUCCCCUUAUGGGGAGAGAAGAGAGCCAAUGAAAAUGAUGACCUGGGGGUGGGUCACCAUGCGAAGAAAUCCCUGCGCCCCAGAAACGGAAACCCCUCAGAUUAGCUCGGACAAUCCCGGUACAGUCUCAAAAACCCAGACAUCUGAAGUGAUAUCUCACAAUGGAGUUGCAUCUUCUGGUGAACUGUCUGCGCAUUUCUCUGUUAUGCUUAUAAAUUGUAGACGUAAACAGUGAAUUGGAUUCAGUUAAAGCUAGGGUUUUGUUUUUAACUGUACUUGUGUUUGUUUAGAGCAUGCAAACUGGAAGCGUGUAUAAUGGUCCCACGAGCAGCAGUGUAGUCUCGGCAACAGUUGCCGUGUGCGCUGCGCCAGUGUAAUCGUGACGGCAUCCAGCGUCGCUGCUCUUGGAUACCCAGAGUUCCCAGGAUACGCUACGGUGGCCUGUUAGGGGCAUUUAUUCAGCGCCAGCAUGUUGGCCCUCCUCUCCAUAACAGGUCAAAGCCUCGUGAGCAGGCCUGAAUCAAGGCUUAGAUCAAGCCCUCCAUCUGCCGUGCACUCUCAACUGUAGAGAAGUAUGCAAAAUGCCAUAGGUCCCUGAAAAAAAAAAACAUUGUGCAGGAGAGGUGAAUACACAAUAGGAUUACACAAGCGUGAGGCAUUGGUGGUAAUGCUAUUUUCUAAGAGGUGGGGAAGAACUGCAGUACAGUGCUCAUUCUGUCUAAUAGAGGUGAAUAAGCAAGCGGGGAGGGCCCAUUGGCUUCGGUAGAUUGGAAUGGCUAAUCUCUGAUUGAUAUCAUCUGAUGAGUACCGAUACUGUUCCUUACCGAGUCAGCUUCCUUAUCAAGUGGAUCCAUACCUAAUCUGAAAGGUGUACCCGUACGACACCACCAUAAUGUAAUUCCUUGAAUCCUCUCACCGUAUGAAAACCUUGCCUGAAAUGUAGUAUAAAUGUGCACCCGUACCAUUCGCUAGUGAGACAUUUUGAGUAAUUCGGACCUGUACCAAUGUGUUUUUCCUGUUUUUCUUUCGUUAUUUGUUUCAACUUGCAUAUGGAGCACUGUUUGCAUAAGCUUCACUCCUCUCGUUGCUUGGAUUCGCAUGAGAUUUACAGUUGCAGUCGCAUCUAUUCAAAGUUUCAACACGUAAUGACUUAUGACAUAACAUGCAUAGAAACACAUUGUACCACAAUAGCAGAAGUUACAUACUGAAGAGACCAUUGGGGGUUAAAAGUGCGUUCUUUGCAUUCCAUUUUUAUUUCAGCAUGAAAUGAGCCACAUCCUUAAUAAAUUGGAAAGAAGUAAUGGCCACUUAUUGGGAAUUUUGUACCUAACCUUAUUUUAGUUUAUAGGACGCAUGACAAUCGCGUUAAGUCUCUUUUCUCCAAAUACCGACUUAUAGACAUGACUUCAUUUUUCACUGACAUUUUUUAACAUGAUGCUUUGAGGUAAUUUAUUGUGUUCUGGAUAGCUCGUGCUCAUGGUAUACUGUAACAUAUUAACAGAUAAUAGCUGUGGCAAUUACAUAAUGCUACAGCGCCGUAUCUACUAUUUCAUGCUACAGCUACCACAGAGGAGAAGGGUAUGAUGAGAUAUUUGUUCUAGGAUUACAAUUCAUUCUUGUUUAGUCAAUCUCUUUAUUUAUGGUUGUCAUCCGGACAAACUGUGAUUUCUGUACUUUUCAUUUUCUUUGAAGUAAAUAAUUAAAAAAUAUAUUCAAUUCUGUUUCUUACCGUAAACCACUGCCCAUUGUUAUUACAAUGAUUAUUGUUAUUAUGAUUACUUACUAUUCUGGAAAAGGUCGAGUUUUGUGAAUUGUAUUGUCUUCUUCGAUCUUUUUAUGCAGCAAAGUGUAAUUUUAUAGCUUGAAAUUCCAAUUCAUCUGUGUUGUUGUGAAUUAUUUAAGAAAUAUCUAAAAAAAAAAAUACAGGAGGGAUGUCAACUUUUCUAGCAUUACUACCAUUGUAAUUGUAUCUACCAUUUUUUUAUGUCAAAUUUUGCUGUUGGAAUUAUGAGGGAGAUUUUGUAAAUUGAAGACUUGCCACUUUUUCAGUUUUAGUUGUUUUAGUUUUUUUCAUUUUCAUUUGUGAUGUGAUUAUUUUUUUACCUUGAGUUGAGUUUUGUAAAUACACUGAGAAGUACAAUAUGGGUUUUGGAUAUACUGAUAUAAAGCUUCUCUCCCCUCUUAAAAAAA
Messenger RNA from Anguilla anguilla (European eel), 4162 nucleotides. It is a transcript of the gene ssbp2, whose product is annotated as single-stranded DNA binding protein 2. Gene Ontology annotation, biological process: positive regulation of transcription by RNA polymerase II. The transcript is spliced from 17 exons. NCBI's taxonomy places the organism in Eukaryota, Metazoa, Chordata, Actinopteri, Anguilliformes, Anguillidae. The record is from RefSeq and is a predicted model, not a curated record. Gene Ontology annotation, molecular function: protein binding; single-stranded DNA binding. The coding region runs from base 95 to 1171 and encodes 358 amino acids. Gene Ontology annotation, cellular component: nucleus.